This is a messenger RNA of Caenorhabditis angaria, 3246 nucleotides long. The record is from the annotation of a GenBank genome assembly. NCBI's taxonomy places the organism in Eukaryota, Metazoa, Nematoda, Chromadorea, Rhabditida, Rhabditidae.
AUGUCAUACAUCCAAGUUUAUGGGCGUUUUCGCCCUUCAGCGAGCUCUGGACAGGAUGCGGUCGAAAUUUUCGACAACAGUCGAGUUCACCUCCAGCAAUUGGGCAAGGAGCAGAAGAUAUUCGAGCUUCACCGAGUUUUUGGUAAAACAUCUACUCAAGAAGAGAUUUUCGAAGUCGCUGCUCGGAAAUUGGUGAGCGAAUCGGUGGAUGGAGUGAAUGCGACGAUUUUCGCGUAUGGCCAAACUGGAUCCGGAAAGACGCACACGAUGUUGGGGCCUGGAGAUGGAUGGUCGGAUGUGGACAUGAAAGGCUUGAUUCCAAGGUCAAUCGCAUGUCUUUUUGAAACGCUGGAACAGAAGACCAAGGUAACUUAUUUUGAAAUCUCUGUAGAUAAACCAAUAUUAAUUUUCAGGAAUCCCAAAAAUUCGAAUUCGCCGUUUCAGUUCAAUUCGUUGAACUCUACAACGAAACGAUUUUCGAUCUCUUGGAUACAAAUCAAAAGAAGAUAACACUUCGAGACACAGGAUCGGAUGUUCAAUUGGUUGGCGCAAUUUCGGAAGACGUCCAAAAUUGUCUCGAUUUGAUGCAUGUUAUCAAACAAGGUUGGCAAGCGAGAAAAACCGGGGAGACAGCUAUGAAUCGCGAUUCUUCGAGAUCUCAUGCUCUGAUUAUUGUUCGAAUCAAAACGGAAGAGUUGAUGGGAGCGAUGUCAAUCACCAGAUCAUCUACACUGAAUUUGGUUGAUUUGGCAGGAUCGGAGAGACAAUCGCACACAAAAGCAGCCGGAGAGCGAUUGAAAGAGGCGACACACAUCAAUGGUUCGCUUUCGGUGCUCGGAAGAGUUAUCCGAAUCCUUUCAUCACCUAAAAACUCCAAGGAAUUCGUUCCAUAUCGUGAAUCUUCGCUGACGCACAUAUUGAAGAAUUCGCUCGGUGGAAACUCGAAAACCGCUGUUAUUGUGAACAUGCACCCAGAUCGGAAAUUCCUUGCCGAAACUUCAUCAACACUUCAAUUUGCGGCAGCCUGCGCUAUGAUCAAAAAUCAUGUGUCGAAGAAUGAGAAGAUGUCGGGUGAAAGCGAGGCAGCAUUCAAAGAAGCGAUUCGACAACUGAAAUUGGAGAUCGAGGAAGUUGAGGAGAAGGUGAAAAGAGAAUACUCGCUGAAAUUGUCGAGUUGCGAGGAGGAGAAGAAGAAGCAGAACGAUUUGGCGAUUUCGUUGCGCACUGAACUCCAGGAAUUGCAGACGAAAUAUCGACUUUUGGUUCUGCAACAAAGCGCAGAUGUCGAUGAGAACUUGCCUAAAGAGAUCAUCGAUCGAUUAUUUGUGGAUUUGUCGAGAUCGGUUGAAGAAAUCGGGCAAGACAGAUUGGUGGAAAAGUUGCACACGGUGAGUUCCUUUUUUCAGUAGAAAAAACUGAAUAUAUGAAAAAGACUUCAAAAAUUGAUUUUUCAGAAGACUCUUGAAUGCGACGCCAAAUCUCGCGAAAUCGAACAACUUCGCGUAGAACUUGCCGAACAGCGAACCAACAUGACGCAAAUGCUCGAAGAAUCUCGCAUCUCAAGAACUCCGCAAACUAACCGCCGAAGAACUCGAAAUCCGCGCCGAGAGACGAUCUACGAACCAUCGCCGGCUAGAAGAAAGGUUUUCGAAGCGGAAGAAGAUCAACAAGUUCCAUCGCCUUCAACUUCUUCUUCCCAAAUCGAGCAAGAUUUGAUAACUUGUUUAUCCGAAAAAGAAGCUGUCGAAAGCGAUUUGGAGAAAACCAAAGCGAAUAUGGCGAAAAUGGCGGAGGAUUGGAUGGCGAAAGAACAAAGAUUCGCAGAAACUUUGGACAGUUUUGAAAAAGAGCGAUAUUCGCUGAAAGAGGACAUCGCCAAACGCAACGACGAUGUCGAAUUGUUGCAGGAGAAAUUGUCAAGAUCCUCCAAGAACAUCGACAAAUUGCUGAUUACUUGCAGCCAGAAAGACGCGCAAUUCGCGAAAUUAGCCGAGGAGAAGGAGAAAAAUGAGGCGGCAUUGAACGAGGAACUGAAUGGUUGGUUGAUUGUUUGAUUCUAAGAUUGUUUAUUAGGGACAAAUAGAGUUUUCUUGAUUUUUUUUACAAAAUGUUUCUAUUUUCAGAAAUGCUUCUUCAUUUCCAAGAAGAAAUCUCUCAACUCAAAAAGGACAAGGAGGAACUCGUCAAGAAAAACGCCGAAAAUCAACAUCUGGCCAAGGAUGACGCAGAAAAUCGUGAAAAGGUCGCGGAACUCGAGGUCGAGCUGGAAAAUGUCCGGAAAAAUACGGAGGAAACCGUAGCGAAGUUGAAGGAGGACAACUCGAAACUCCGAGCCGAUUAUGAGAAAAUGGAAAAGAAGGCGAAGAAGCUCGGCAGAGACAUCAAUGAAAUGGUAACCGAGCAAACCCGUCUACAAUGCCAACACGAUGAUUCGGUGCAGCAAGUGCAAAUCCUCAAAAAAUCCAACGAUGAUCUGAAGAAAUCGCUGUCUUCUCGAUUUGAACAACACGAAAAUGAGAUGCGGGAAACUGUGGCGAAGAAUUUGAGUGUUGUCAAAGAGAUGGAGGAGCGAUUGAGAAGAGAACGGGCGGAUCAUGAGGCAACACUUGCUGAAAAUGCGAAGAGAACCGCCAAUUCGAAUGCGGAAUUCGACAAAAAAAUGGCGCAAUUCAAAAAGUUAGUUUGUUCUUUAUUUAGAAGAGCAUUUAAAUCAGGGAACUGAAAUUAUGUUUUUCAAAUUUAUAAUUAGAAAUUUUCAACUCUUCCAUGAAUUAUGCAUACUUCAUUUUUAAAAUUUUCAACGAAACGAAACUGAAAAUCCUCUCAAUUAUUCCAGAACAUUUCGUGCCGCCCAAGAAGCCGAAAUUGCCCAAAAGGAGCAAGAAGUGAAAGCACUUGAGGAGGAAGUGGCCGCGCUGAAAUUGAGGAGUCAAGAAGAUUCGGAUACGCUCCAAGGAGUGAUGGGCCACGCAAAUCGCGAUCAAAAGGUGAGUAAAUUUCAGGGGUUUCUGGUUGAUAAUUGAAAUUUAACCGUUUUAAAUAUUUCUUCAAAAUUAGAAAAAAUUUUAGUAGGAGGCUUUUUGCUCACAGUUUCAUCAUAUUUCUCUAAUAAUCCAUUUUUUCCAGAUCGGAUACGUUUCCAAGCUCCGCAACAAAAUCACCGAACUGGAAGCCGACAAGGCAAAACUUCUUCGCGAAUUGGCGACUGCGAAUGAGGCGAGGCGCACAUUGAGACCGCGAAAUUAA